AUGAAGUUUCUCGGACUCGCCAUGUCGCUCACAGCGCUCUGCGGAGAGCUUGUAUCUACAUUUCCAAUUGCGCCACAGAAAGCCAGAGUCAAUGGAAGAAUUCUUCUUACAUCUUGUGGGGGUUCCUACGAUAAGAGCACCUCCAUCUGGGACUCAUUGUGGCGUUCACGUAUGGAACAUGAGGACUACCUCGACCCCAAGAAAGUACAAGCAUAUAUAAAUGCUUUCAAACAUCACAAGAGAAAUGAGCUGUUCGAGAACGCAAAUUCUAUGACCGAAGUAUAUUUUACGAUUCUCAUGGUGGAACCGGAAAUAGCUCGAGUCACUAAGGAGGAUUGCAGGGAGAUGGCGGAAAAGUCGACUCACUCUGUCAAGAAAGGAAGCAUUGAAAAGUGUACUGGUAGCGAGGAUCGCACUCAGGACCUUUUCAAAGACUUUGCCAACGGGCUCUCUGGUGCGACAGCCAAAACCGAGGAGGAACUUAUGAUGAAGAAUGAAAUUUGA
Messenger RNA from Glarea lozoyensis ATCC 20868, 504 nucleotides. RefSeq lists its product as uncharacterized. NCBI's taxonomy places the organism in Eukaryota, Fungi, Ascomycota, Leotiomycetes, Helotiales, Helotiaceae. The coding region runs from base 1 to 504 and encodes 167 amino acids. The record is from RefSeq and is a predicted model, not a curated record. The transcript has 4 exons.